AUGUCCAUGAUGAUGGGCCCAACACGCUGGAUUGGCACCUCCCGCUCGGCCCUCGCUGCCGCCCGCCGUCCCCGCGCCGUUGCUGCCGUCGUGACACUGCCGCUCCGCUCAGCACGUAUUCGCACUUUUGCGUCCGAGGCUGAGGAGCCCUUCAACCCCGACGAGGUCGAGCGCGCGACCGAUGAGGUGGAUGUCUGCAUUGUCGGUGCUGGACCAGCAGGUCUCUCGGCUGCCAUCCGUCUCAAGCAGCUCGACAAGGACGACUCGCUGCGUGUUAUUGUCCUCGAGAAGGGCUCGGAGCCUGGUAACCACAUUCUCUCUGGCGCGGUCCUUGAGCCUCGCGCACUCGACGAGCUCAUCCCGGACUGGAAGGAGCUCGGUGCGCCGCUCAACCAGCCGGCGCUGCACGACUCGAUGAAGUUCCUUACUGGCUCGAUGGCCAUCCCCAUGCCCCACCCGCCUCAGAUGAACAACAAGGGCAACUACAUUGUCUCGCUGUCGCGUGUGACUGCCUGGCUGGCCGAGCAGGCCGAGGCGCUCGGUGUUGAGGUCUACCCCGGUUUCGCAGGAGCCACCCCCAUCUACACCGAGGACGGCACCGGUAUCAAGGGUGUGACCACUGGCGAUGUUGGUCUGGACAAGAACCUGCAGCCCAAGGACUCGUACGAGCCCGGUAUGGAGUUCCACGCCAAGGUCACUCUCAUUGCCGAGGGUGCCCACGGCUCGCUCUCCAAGGUUCUCCAGAACAAGUUCAACCUCCGUGAGGGCAAGGACCCCCAGACCUACGGUCUCGGUAUCAAGGAGGUCUGGAAGGUCAAGGACGAGGUGUACCGCCCGGGAGAGAUUGUUCACACCAUGGGCUGGCCCCUCGACUACAAGACCUACGGCGGUUCGUUCCUCUACCACAUGGAGGACAACAUGGUCACUCUUGGUCUUGUCAUUGGUCUCGACUACCCCAACCCUUACCUUUCGCCCUACCGCGAGUUCCAGCGCAUGAAGCACCACCCUCUCUUCGCCAAGGUCCUCGAGGGCGGUGAGUGCAUCGCCUACGGUGCGCGUGCCCUCAACGAGGGUGGUCUCCAGUCGAUCCCCAAGCUCUACUUCCCCGGUGGUGCCCUCAUCGGCUGCUCGGCUGGUUUCCUGAACGUGCCCAAGAUCAAGGGUACCCACAACGCCAUGAAGUCGGGUAUGCUCGCCGCUGAGGCUGCCUACGAGCAGCUGACCAGCGGUGCUGCUGAGGAGGACAAGCCCGUCGACAUGUCGGGCUACGAGAAGGCGAUGGAGGACUCGUGGGUGUACAAGGAGCUCAAGGAGGUCCGUAACCUCCGCCCAUCGUUCCACAACCCCCUCGGCAUGUGGGGCGGUAUGGCCUACUCGGGUGUCGACUCGCUCCUUCUCAAGGGCCGCGUCCCCUUCACCUUCCACCACCCCGAGGAGGACUUCCAGGCCACCAAGCCCGCUGCCCAGUUCAACGAGAUCGAGUACCCCAAGCCCGACGGCAAGCUCUCGUUUGACAUUCUCACCUCGGUCUCGCGCACUGGUACCAACCACGCCGAGAACCAGCCCGUCCACCUCCGCCUCCCCACCGACCCCGAGGCCAAGGCCCGCCACACUGCCGAGAACGUCACUAAGUACGCCGGUCUCCUUGGCCGUGUCUGCCCCGCCUCCGUGUACGAGUACCAGGACGCCGAGGGUGCCGAGGUCGACGCCGUUGGCAAGAAGUUUGUCAUCAACUCGCAGAACUGCAUUCACUGCAAGACCUGCUCCAUCAAGGUGCCCACUCAGGACAUCACCUGGACCGUUCCCGAGGGCGGCGGUGGUCCCAAGUACACCAUCACCUAA
Apiotrichum porosum is the source of this 1842-nucleotide messenger RNA. RefSeq lists its product as uncharacterized. NCBI's taxonomy places the organism in Eukaryota, Fungi, Basidiomycota, Tremellomycetes, Trichosporonales, Trichosporonaceae. Bases 1 to 1842 code for a protein of 613 amino acids. Gene Ontology annotation, biological process: electron transport chain. Gene Ontology annotation, cellular component: mitochondrial inner membrane. The transcript is spliced from 4 exons. The record is from RefSeq and is a predicted model, not a curated record. Gene Ontology annotation, molecular function: electron-transferring-flavoprotein dehydrogenase activity; iron-sulfur cluster binding.